CACGGUUGUCUGUAAUCUUUCUGUAUUUAUUACCAGAAUUCAACCAUUUGUACAAAGACUUCUUGAUAGAACAUUAUGAAAGAGGCACACGGAUAGUGAGCUUUACGUUUGAUUUGAAGGAUAUUCAAGAAUUACAGCUUCAGCAACGCGAUGAGCUAGAAGGCAUUUUUAUAUACCAAAAAUUGAAGUAGCAAUAAACUCUUGUGUCGCCACCCAACAUGGACGGACAUACCACAAUUUCCCCUUUUCUUCACCUUUUUUUUCCUUCUCUCUUUUUUCUCUUUUUCUCUCUCUCUUUGAAUGCAGGACAAAAAACAUAAACGCUUAACCAAGCUCAUUCACCCUCUCAAAAGACUAAGCUUACUAUCGACUUCCCAGCGAAGUCUCAUCCCCGAUGUGGUUCUUAAGGAAGUGCCUGAGCAAGCUGCUGACGACUUGAUAAGUUGUUUACCACACGAAACAGCCGUCUCUAUCUUCGCAUUACUAUGUUUCAAAGAUUUGAUAAGAGUACAACUUGUAUGCAAAUCAUGGCGGAGGAUUGCUAGCGACGCGGCUCUUUGGAGACAGUUAUAUGUUGAAUUAUCGUGGCGAUAUCCCUAUCUGGGUUUGCAUCGGUUUGUGUCCGACGGCGGCGUGACAUGGCAUCAAAGGUAUUGUCGAGCAACCUCCAUGGCCAAUUGGAGCGCGGGCAAUGCUCAAAAGAUACAAUCCUUCAAUGAGCAUACCGGUCGAAUCCUUGCCACAAAACUAAAGGAUCGCUAUUUGGUCACCCUUGGUGAGGAUAACUUGGUCAUUCUAUAUGAGUACAACAAGGAAAGGGCUCACUUUUAUCAUAAGCGUACUUGGGACUUUGGUCAAUCAUCACAAGGCGCUACCAAUGUAAAAUGCGUGGAUAUUUUACCGGAGAUCAAUGUCCUGGUUGUAGCUCAGCGAGGAUCAAAAUGUGUGUUCUACGAUAUCAGUAAGAAUACAAGUGAUCCCAUUCAAAUCUUGAAAGGCGGCAACCACAUCCUUUUUGAACCGGAAUCCAUUGCGUUAGAUCGUGAUCACUUUGUCCUGGCUGGAAGAAAACCCUCCGCUAUUUUUAUUUGGGAAUGGAGAAAAGGUGUCCGGAUAUCAAACAGGGCUUUUGAUAACCAGGCUCAUCGCGUAUUUCUGUCGGGAGAUCAUGUCAUCACUAUCAGCGUAGACGGUUCUCUCCAUGUCUUCCACAUACCAAGCAAUACCAUGAGGGCCAUUACCACUGAUUUGCCAGCGUGCUGUUUACCAUGCCUUGCCUUUGAUGGCAGUCUCAGUCUAGUAGCUACCCCGUACGCAGCAAGAAAACUCCACCAUUUUGAGUGGAAACCAACACUCGCAUCCAAAAAAUUCAUCCAACCGAUGCCAUCCCAAUCAACCCCACCGCCACGUGUACCAGAACAUGGUGUCCCGAAUAGAACGUCGUCAUCUCACUUACUCUCAUUUUCUGCAUCGAUGUCCUCCUUUUUCGGUCACUUUAAAAGCAGCAAAGACAUUGGUCAAAAAACUCGUCCUAAAUCGGCCGAACACGCAUCGUUAAAGUCACAGCAACAACGUCUGCGAAGACAAAGGCGACAUUCUUCCUAUAAUGACUUUGGGUGGGAGUGUACGGCGCGAACAACCCAAUACAUUAAGAAUUUGGAUGGCAAUGCGUUACCCCCGCCUACGCCUGAUUUCUCCAAAAAAAUUACCCUCACCAAGACUAUCCCAACCACGCAACUCGGAGUCACUACACGACACGUCGUCGGUGUUGCUAUAGCUGGUAACCGGGCCGUCGUCGUCAACCGAAGUGGGGAUAUGGCCAUCGUCAUGCUGGAUUCAGGCCAUGUCAGCCAACUCUAUCCUCCGCCUCAUCACUGCUAUGAAUGGAUCGAGAACUGGCAAGAGGAUGCACGUGAAAACGAUGAAGAUCAGGAUGGAUAUAAUUUGUCGUCGAUGCGAUUGUCGGCGGAUCCAAAACUGGGCAUUGCCUAUGGAGGACGCAAUGGCACCGUGUGGUUUUUCAGCUUCAACUGUACAUCUGACUGAAGUUUAGAAUGAAUUGUAGAGGCUAAACUUGACCUAUACUUUAUGCUAUCGUCACAAAGUUCCCUGCGCAAAA
Umbelopsis ramanniana AG is the source of this 2119-nucleotide messenger RNA. RefSeq lists its product as uncharacterized. NCBI's taxonomy places the organism in Eukaryota, Fungi, Mucoromycota, Umbelopsidomycetes, Umbelopsidales, Umbelopsidaceae. The record is from RefSeq and is a predicted model, not a curated record. Gene Ontology annotation, molecular function: protein binding. The transcript has 6 exons. Bases 301 to 2046 code for a protein of 581 amino acids.